GUAGAUUCUUUUUCUUUUUUUUUUUUUAAGAAAAAAAUCCUCAAAAAUAACAAAAUGGCACCAAAGAAAAAGACUUUAGUAACUUCAAAAAAAGAUAGAAAUGAUACAGUAAAGGAACAACCUAAGCCCAUAGCAAAAUCUUUAAAGCGUAAAGCUGUUGAAAAAGAAGUAGAGGAGAGCGAUAGUGAAGAAUUUGGAAAUGUCAACAUCGACAUGGGCUCUUCUGAUGAAGAAGAAGAUAAUAAUGAGGAAAACGAUGAGGAUGAAGAAACUGAAGCUUUUCCUGAAAUCAGUCUUAGCGAUGAUGAGGAAGACGAUGAGGAUUUCCAAGCUGAUAGCGAAGAAUUAGAGGAUGAAGAUAGUGAGGCUGAAGAUGUUGAAGAAAUUGAAGACGAAGAUAUGGAUGAUGAUGAUGAUGAAUUAGUAGAAGAAGAUUUGGAUGAAGAGCUUGAACGUGAGCUUGAAAAAGAAAAAUUAGAAGAUGAAGCAGAGGAAGAAAGCGAUGAUUUCAAAAUCCCAGCACCAUAUCGUCAACAUUAUGAUAAAGAAAAAUUGCCUGAAAUUGAAGCAAAUUACGAAAGUGAUAGUUCAACAGAAGAAACUGAAAACACAAUUGGUAAUGUACCUUUAGAAUGGUAUAAAGAUUUACCUCAUAUUGGUUAUGAUAUUGAUGGUAAAAAGAUCUUAAAACCUGCAACGGCUGAUGAACUUGAUAAGUUCUUGGCUACUAUGGAAGAUCCUGAUUCAUGGAAGACAGUUAAAAGUGAUAAGGAAGGAAAGGAUAUUGUUUUGAAUGAUGAAGAAUUGGAUAUUAUUCAACGACUUCAAAGAGGUAUUAUUCCCGACUCUACAUACGAUCCUUACGAACCUACUGUGGAAUGGUUCACUUCAAAGACCGAAACUAUGCCACUCUCUGCUCGCCCUGAACCUAAGCGUAGAUUUGUUCCUUCUAAAUGGGAAGCUAGAAAGAUUAUGAAGAUUGUACGUGCCAUUCGUCAAGGCCGUAUUAUUCCUCGUAAGCCUAAGGACGAAAAACCUAGAUUUUAUAAUCUUUGGGGUGACGAUGAUACUCCACGCGAAGAUCACAUUAUGCAUGUUGCUGCACCAAAAAUGAAAUUACCUGAACAUGAUGAAAGUUAUAAUCCUCCUGCUGAAUAUCUUCCAGAUGAGAAUGAAAUUAAAGAAUGGAAUGAAAUGGAUGAAGAAGAUAGACCUAAAAAUUAUCUUCCAAAGAAAUAUAAUACUUUACGUCACGUCCCUGCUUAUGAUAAAUUUAUUCAAGAAAGAUUCCAACGUUGUCUUGAUCUUUAUUUAGCUCCUCGUGUCCGUAAGAACAGAUUAAAUAUUGAUCCUGAAUCUCUUAUUCCUAAACUUCCAAGCCCUAAGGAUCUCCGUCCUUUCCCUACACAUCAAUCUAUUUCUUAUGAAGGUCAUACUGCUCGUAUUCGUGCACUUUCUAUUCAUCCCAACGGUUUGUAUGCUCUCUCAGGUUCUGAUGACAAUACCUGUCGACUUUGGGAAGUAUUAACAGGUCGUUGCCUUAUGAUGUGGAAAUUCGAUGCAGUUAUCCAUGCAAUUUCAUGGUGUCCUAAUCCUGAUGUCUGGCUCUUUGGUAUCUCAGUUGGUCAUGGUGAAGUGCAUUUGAUUUCUCCCCCUAAACUCUGCUCUGCAGAACAGGCCUUGACCACUGAUCAAUUUACAAAAUCAGGCUUUGCUACAUCUACAGAUGAAAGUGAUGCUAAACAAACUGUUAGUUGGAUUAAGCCUAGUGAAGCAGAUGAAGAAAAAUAUGGCUACAAGGUACGAAUUCAACAUACACAAGUUGUUAAGCAAAUUACAUGGCAUCGUAAAGGUGAUUAUGUUGCUACAGUAUCCCCUGACGCAAAGAAUCUUGCUGUUCUUAUUCAUCAAGUUACGAAACAUCAAACACAAUCCCCUUUUAGACGUCUCAAGGGUCUUGUCCAAAAGGUUGCUUUCCAUCCUAUUAAACCCAUCUUCUUUGUUGCUACACAAAUUUACGUUCGUAUAUAUGAUUUGAUGCAACAACAAUUAAUUAAAACAUUACAAACAAGUGUGAAAUGGGUUUCCAGUAUUGAUAUUCAUCCUGGUGGUGAUAAUGUAAUUAUUGGCUCAUAUGAUAAGAAGGUCUGUUGGUUUGAUUUAGAUUUAAGUUCUAGACCUUACAAGUCACUUAGAUAUCAUACAAAGGCUGUUCGUCAGGUCUCUUUCCAUAAGCGAUACCCACUCUUUGCUUCUUCAUCUGAUGACGGUACUAUUCAAAUCUUUUAUGGUAUGGUCUAUAAUGAUUUAUUACAAAAUCCUUUAAUUGUACCAGUCAAGAUUUUACGAGGUCAUGAUGUUAAAGAUGGACUUGGUGUUUUAAAUAUUGAAUUCCAUCCUACUCAGCCCUGGAUCUUCUCUACAGGUGCCGAUGGUACAUUUAGACUUUGGACAUAAAUUCUUUAUUGUUUGUUAUAUAUAUAUAAUUAAUGAUAUUACAAGAAAAAAAAAAACUUGUAUCAUUUCUCUCUUUCUCUCUUUUUUUUUUUUCCUCCCUCCCUUUACUCUUUUGUGAUAUAUAUAAAAUGCAUCUAUAUUAUAUUUCUACAAAAUAUUUUUCAGGAACCUAGACUUGAGGUUUUAUAAAUAUCUAUAUUGUUGACUAAAAUGAAC
Cokeromyces recurvatus is the source of this 2673-nucleotide messenger RNA. RefSeq names its product NUC169 domain-containing protein. The record is from RefSeq and is a predicted model, not a curated record. Gene Ontology annotation, molecular function: protein binding; ribonucleoprotein complex binding. Bases 55 to 2457 code for a protein of 800 amino acids. Gene Ontology annotation, biological process: maturation of LSU-rRNA from tricistronic rRNA transcript (SSU-rRNA, 5.8S rRNA, LSU-rRNA); ribosome biogenesis. NCBI's taxonomy places the organism in Eukaryota, Fungi, Mucoromycota, Mucoromycetes, Mucorales, Mucoraceae. Gene Ontology annotation, cellular component: preribosome, large subunit precursor; PeBoW complex. The transcript is spliced from 4 exons.